AUGUGGGCCCUCAACAUUUGCGUGGCUUCUGGCGGGCAGCGGCCGCGGUGUAGGCUCGCGGGCGCGGGCUGGUGGGUCGACGCCAUCCGCCCGAGGGGCGGAGCGGCGGAGGAGACGCUCGUGCAUCGCGUCUGGCUGCGUCCGCGCAACAAGGACCACGAGGGCGACGCGGAAUCUAGCUCCAGUGCGGAGUCCCGGCUGAUGCAGGGGGAGGCGGUGAAGAGGCCGCUGGCAGACCUGAAGUUGGGCGACAGGCUCGAGGGCACAGUUAUUAGAAAGACGAGCGAAGGAGUGCGCCUGGAUUUUGGCUACGAGGUGUAUGGUCACUCGACGAACCCCCGGAAAGAGGCAUUAGAUAAACUCCAAGCGAAACAGACUGUUUUCGGAGUCGUGGAGCGGGUGGACCCGAAGGCCCGCAUGUUCUGGGUGGCCAUUGAUGGGUUGUCUAAAGGGAAGCUUUGUAGGGACCUGAAGGAGGGUGACGUAGUUGAUGGCACAGUCGUUUUGCGUGAGAAGAGCAGGGUGAAGAUCGACAUCGGAUGCGAAAUGACCGCCAGUUUGCCCGACAAGGAGAAAACAAAGGAGGUAUUCAAGUUCGAGCUGGGCGAGGAAGUCAAGGGCUUCGUUGUUGAAAGCGUGGAUGGCGAGAGCAAUAAGGUGACGCUGUCUCUCCCUGGCUUGUCUGAGCUUGUGGCCGAUAGGCCAGACGAAGAGUACGCCCCAAAGCAGAAGAUGAAAAGGGAGCCGGAGGUGAUGGUAAGUAAGAAUGGGUUCAAAUUCGUGUCUUUGAACGCCAACGAUCUGCGCAACCAAGGAUUCAAGGGUGUAGAGUUGCAGCUGUCAGGGCUCGUCUUUGGCGGCAUUGACAAAGGUUCGCAGACGAUAACGCUGAACAAAACUAAAGAUUUCUUUCCAGGUAUCGAGGAUGGGCAGGCGGUGAAAGGCACCAUCAGCAACAAGAUCCGAAACGCCGCGGUGUAUGCGGACAUUGGGGCCAAGAAGAACGCCAAGCUCGUUGACUCCCCUGGGGCACUCCUGCUCAAGUGGGGAGAGAAGGUUGAUUUAGUCGUCCAGAAGGUUCAUCACGAGAAGGGUUGGUGCGACGUCGUCGUACAAGGGAUUUCGGAGAUCACUGCCGGCAGAAAGGAGAAACAGACGGAGCUGAAGGACUUGGAAGUUGGCUCCAUCAUUCCUGGCCGCAUCGAGGGAAAGGUCGGGAAGUCCGACAGAGAGCUCUGGGUAGACGUCGGCGCGUCAAAGGCCGCGCGGACGUGGGUCGGUGACACGAAGCUCGCCAAGACGCUCCAGCCUGGCGCCGAAGUGCAGGUGAAGCUCCUGGACGUCGACCUGAACAAGACCCAGCUGACCGCCGACCUGCACGUGGAGUAG
Messenger RNA from Prorocentrum cordatum, 1389 nucleotides. The record is from the annotation of a GenBank genome assembly. NCBI's taxonomy places the organism in Eukaryota, Dinophyceae, Prorocentrales, Prorocentraceae.